This is a messenger RNA of Leishmania mexicana MHOM/GT/2001/U1103, 699 nucleotides long. RefSeq lists its product as hypothetical. Bases 1 to 699 code for a protein of 232 amino acids. The transcript has a single exon. The record is from RefSeq and is a predicted model, not a curated record. Lineage: Eukaryota; Euglenozoa; Kinetoplastea; Trypanosomatida; Trypanosomatidae.
AUGCUCCGGUACCGCUGUCGACACUGUUUUUCGGGUCGUGCACCGAAGCCUCUGUCGGUGACUGCGUGGGCAAAGCGACGGGGUGUGUCGACUCGACAGGCGGAGCGCCUAGGACGAGCGUCGUCAAUACCGACGGCGAGAGGUGCCGCCACCUCUCACGCAUCAACUAGCAGUAUACGCGGAGGCAGCGUCGCGAGAGGUUCUGCAGAGCGGGCAACGAAGCUGUCGUCCCCGUCGGCUGGUGCCUCUGCCACAUCCGCUACGGUGCAGUCGACGGCCUUUUCCGGACGCGCAAAACCGCUACCGGGCCGCUUUAAUCGUCUUGUGGUGCAGCUGGGCGUCGGUGUCACCGUCUACCACUACAUACUGGGGGAGAGCAUCAACCUUUUCCUGACGUACCUCCUCCACUCGCACCGCUUAGGGAUCGGAGACACGGGCAGCUGGCUGGGCGCUCUCGGCGUGCCGGUAGACGGAUUUCUGAAUGUUGGUCCGACGGUGUACGGACUGCAGCUGUCGCCGCGGCUGGUGCUGAAUUAUCUUGUGGUGAAUGCCUGUAUGUACCCAUCGAUACCGCUCCAGCUGCGCUUGUGCAUUGCGACCGCACCGAUACUGCGCGGCCCCUUUCAGGUGAUGGGACGGCUGCUGGGGGUGUCGAAGAGGGCAACCGUGCCGAAAGCGCCGUCUGCAACACCAUCUUGA